UUUUCUGAAUAAGUUUGUCGCUUGCUGACAGUGGCCAUAGCUUUGAUGUAUUGCCAGGAAUUAGAAAUUUAUUUGCACGAGAUUUUAUAAUGAACAGCCUAACACUAGUGACAGGUGUUCUAGUUUUGUUGUUGUUUGUAGCCAUCCAGCUUUGUGCCGCUGUGCAUGCAUGUGAUGUUACAAAACAGUACAUUGUGCAUGACAACUCUGGGAAAUUUGUUUCAUGCUCCCGAUGCACAUCCUGUAGAACAGGCAAAGAGCCUAAGAAGCCUUGUGGUUCAAUCAUUGGCAUUAAUGAGAAAGUUGGACCUUGCAGAUUUUGUAAGCCUGGUAAUUACUCUGACAGAGAUGACACAAGCCCAUGUAAGCCUUGCGAGAGUGAAACAUGUUUUGAACAUCAGAUAAUUGAGGGGACAUGUACUAUCAAGAGGGAUACAUCUCAUUGUGUUGACAAAUGUGAAAAGGGAUAUAUUAUGAACACUAAAAAAACUGCUUGUGAUGUAGAUGUACCUCAUGUAAUUACAACAAAAGAUCCCACAGUUGACACUGGAACAAAUGCUGCAAGUGAGCUUUCAACAAAACAUGCAACCAUUAUGUCAACAGUGACACCUGGCUCCAAAACAGAGAAAGGCACUGGGCUGGAUACUAUUGUGAUUGUUUUAAUUCUCUUUGCUUUCCUUGUCUUUGCUUUUAUUGUUGGCUUUGGAAUAUUUUUGUACUGGAGAUACACAAAAACCCUUGAAACAACACCAGCGAAAGAUGACAUUAAAAAAGAAACUGAUGGAGAAUUAUUUGAAGAUAAUAUUCAGCAAGCGUUCUUAGAAAUGCAUUCUUCAAGUGAAGAUAGCCUAGUACCUCAAAACUCAGCCAUCCUGGAUGAUAGUAACAUCCUGGAUGAUAGUAACACCAACCGGGCCCUGAUGGCUACACCACCUCCAAGAGAUCACUUAAGUUAUGGAAUGCCAGCUGUUGUGCUUUUGCCAACUGUCUGUCAAGAUGUAGUCCCAGUCCCAUCAUUGAGGUAUUUUAAUGACAAAGAUUCAACAAGGAUAAAUAAUGGAAUUCCUGCCACAUUGUAUUUACACAUUUGUGCCACAUUUGAUGGUGGUCCAGAUGGUAAAAAUUGGAGGGCCUUGGCUGGAUGGUUAAACUUUACUGUAAAUGAUAUUAUUUAUCUGGAAAGAUUAAAGGAGAACCAGACACACGCUAUAAUUCAAAACUGGGGGACUGAAGUUGGAAAUGAUAUUAAGAAGUUUGUACACAUUUUAGAAGCAAAAAAAAUGACGUAUCUUGCUCAGGAGAUCAGUAAUGCAUAUGAAAACCACUGCAAACAUGUCAAUGAAGAUAAUAGAUAGAACUGUAUGUAGAUCAUCAUUGAUCAACUCCUUCCAGAGACAGAGAUGGUGAGAUGUUUUAAUUUCACCCUAAGAAAAUUUGUCAUAUAAACAAAAAUAUGUUUUGAAUUGGAACAAUUUUAUUGAACUAAGUGACUCUUACCAAACAUGUCCAGGUGACUCUGUUCUUAUUAGCCUAGCUCUUAGAUUUUAUUUGCUUACGUUUUUUAUUCUGGAUUUUUUACCAUUACUCUGUAUACUAACAAUAAUAUGACAAUGUGUCAUGAUUGUGUAAACUGUGCAGUCAAUUGUCAAAAUUUUGAACUAUUAUAUUGUACAUUGAAAAGUC
Molecule: messenger RNA, 1683 nt
Organism: Dendronephthya gigantea
Lineage: Eukaryota; Metazoa; Cnidaria; Anthozoa; Malacalcyonacea; Nephtheidae
Exons: 5
Coding region: 90-1355 (421 amino acids)
Biological process (GO): signal transduction; positive regulation of JNK cascade; positive regulation of canonical NF-kappaB signal transduction
Molecular function (GO): signaling receptor activity; protein binding
Source: RefSeq, a predicted model, not a curated record